Messenger RNA from Electrophorus electricus (electric eel), 2734 nucleotides. It is a transcript of the gene fbxo22, whose product is annotated as F-box protein 22. Gene Ontology annotation, biological process: protein polyubiquitination; regulation of skeletal muscle fiber development; positive regulation of proteasomal ubiquitin-dependent protein catabolic process. The record is from RefSeq and is a predicted model, not a curated record. Gene Ontology annotation, molecular function: protein binding. Lineage: Eukaryota; Metazoa; Chordata; Actinopteri; Gymnotiformes; Gymnotidae.
CGUGCCGGAGUGUAUCGUGAAGAUGGACGGAGACGCAGCUCACGGUCCAGCGGACAGUAAAGCGGGGUUUGUGCUCAGUAAUGUGGCUGAAGUCGUCGAGAGGAUCCUGACCUUCGUCCCCACUAAAGCGCUCUUCAAGACAGCGAGAGUGUGCAGGCUGUGGAGGAACUGCGCGCGCAGAGUCCUGCGCAGUCAGCAGAAAAUGACCUGGUUGUCUGCAUCUGGAUCAUCCAGAUAUGAAGAACAUGUUCUCCUCGGAGCAAUGAAAGAGGGCUUGGAAAACAUCUUCCUGCUGCCUCAGACAGCUUUAUUAAUGAUAGACAGUGAAAACUUCAGUGGGCGUAAUGGUUCUUUUAGACACAAAAAAGCCAGGAGGUGUGAGGAGGAGGGGGACUUGGACACCAUGGACAAACUGAGACGUUUGCUGCCUCGAUCUUGUGACAUCGUAUGUGCCAUCACCCCAGGGGUUGUGUUGACCCCUAGUGGCCAGCACCGUGCACCGCCGCAGGAGUUCAUGGAGGGGGAAGCAGGUUUCAGCCUCCUGUUUCCUGCUGUGGAAGGAGUUCAUAUACGAUCAUUUCACUUCUGCAAAAAUAGUCUCACUAAGAGCGCUUUGGAGGAAGCAGGGUUGGUGGGGAACCCUGACAUGAAGGUGGUGCUGCUCUUUGGCUACAAUGCCUUUAAAUCAGGAGGUGGGCGUUUCCUUAACCAGCUGCUGGAGCCUCUGGCCCACAGUAAUGUUCUUGUUGCUGGCGGUCAUGUGGAAAGGGUCUUCCCCCAACGCAAAGACUGCUGUUUGCCAGGUUCGUUUGGGGUGCUGGGUCUUGCUAUGAGUGGCUCCAGGAUCCAGGGCGCGUCUGUGCUCCUGGACCAGGACGUCAGCAGCCCCAGUGCAGCCGAGGCCACCAUACGACGGCUGAAGGCUGCGAACAUCCCAGAGAGGAACACUGUGGGCUUCAUGUUCGCCUGUGUGGCCCGUGGUCCAAACCACUACAACAACCAGCACAACGUGGAGGCUGACGCCUUUCGCAAGCUCUUCCCCUCCGUGCCUCUAUUUGGCUUCUUUGGAAAUGGUGAGAUCGGCUGCGACCGCAUUGUGAAAGACAGCUACACACUGAGCGAGACAGACGCCAGCGGCCUACAGCACGGCUAUACCACCAUCAUGAGUCUGGUGCACCUGGGAUGAUGUGCGUACAUGCAGACACACACACGCACACACACACAAGAACGAUUCUGAGGUUUCCCUAACCCCAUUGCUGGAUCUGGCCUGAAUCCUCGCUGUGGGGGUGGUUAGGUUUAGGGUCGCUGUGGGGGUUGUUAACCACUGGAGAGGAUCCAGUUAUUCUCUUAGUAGCUUUCUCUUUUAUGUUCUUAAUUAACGAUAAACUGUUGUGUAUAUGAACAGGACAGAUGAUUUUGUGGUAUGUCUGUUUUGGCAUGGUGCUAACACUGACUUGAAAAUGGACUUUUUACAUCCGUGUUACAUAAUGUACAUUAUUCUGGUGUGCAGGGGUUCAACUUUUCUACAAUAACCACUGCCAUGUAUGUAAGGGUUGCUUCUACUCUUAAUGGGAAGGUGUUCUGUAGAGAUCAUCUCAGUAAUAAUUUACAAGUAUGAAAAAAGUGGCUUAAUUUGAAACUACUCUGGUGUGCCUGGCACUUGUAUGUUAAAGUAGUUGCUAUCUUUACAUAAGUCUGUUUUCCUAUUGCGUGGGAACUGAAUGGAAUUGAUUUGUUCUAUUGAUCUUUAUUUUUAUAAUUUUUUUUUUUAAAUUUUUUUUUUGCGCCAUUUUCUUUUUCUUCUGGAGGGCAUUUACUAAUUACAAUAGUGCAGUUAGUCACUGUAAACAUUCCUAAUCCUUUAUUGUACUCAGUUAAAUGAAUAGGCUGCACUCCAAUGACUGUGUGUGUGUGUGUGUGUGUGUGUGUGUGUGUGUGUGUGUGUGCUUUCAGUGUUAAACUUCUUAAUAAAUUAGAAUUAUUUUUCUUUAGUUCAGAGAUGUGCUGGCUUUCAUUGUUUCACUGUCUUUGUCUAUUUGGGGAAAAUGUACCAUCACAAACUUCACCAGCAGAUGGCAGUGUUAAGGGGAGAUGCAAAGUAUGCCACAAAUUACAUUUAUUUAUUACCUUUACAUUAUGGGAGAGAGGGCCUGAUUGCAUUCCCGUUUAAGUGGAGUCUGUUUUGGUUAACUGAUUAAAACAAUUCCUGAAACAAUUGACUGAACCGUCACAUUUUGAUCAUAACCAAUAUGCUUUAGCAGGUGAAAUAAAAUGUAAAUUUUAAAGAUGGAAAAUAGAUGGAAUAUUUAUACAACUAAAAUCAAUCCCUUAUUAAAAAAGAAUUUGUUUCUAAAUGGUGGUUUGUGCAAUUACAGUGCAUUUUUUUGUCCUACUGAAUGCUACCCAAAACAUGAUCUAAAUGAGACUCUGAAUUAGCUGUUUAUUGUUUCUUCUUUUGACGUCCUUGUGGAUCUCCAUAAGUACAGAAAUAUUUGCUUUGGGUCAUUGUGUUUUAAUUCAAUUGUAUUUUUCAGCUAUAAAAACACAAAUGCAUCAUAUAUAUCGCAUAUGCAAUGUUAUUUUGUACAGUUUCUUCCAAAUAUACCAAAGCCAAAAGCCUUUGUGCUACAACAGUUUGAGGACUGAUGGAAAGUAAAAGCCUUUUUGACCCUUUCACUUUGUCCUAAUAGCUUCUAUUGAUUACAAAAUAAAGUCAGCAACUCAGUGACAUGCA